Sphaerodactylus townsendi is the source of this 5656-nucleotide messenger RNA. RefSeq names its product transmembrane protein 184B (gene TMEM184B). The record is from RefSeq and is a predicted model, not a curated record. Gene Ontology annotation, biological process: transport. The coding region runs from base 347 to 1606 and encodes 419 amino acids. Gene Ontology annotation, molecular function: transporter activity. The transcript is spliced from 10 exons. Lineage: Eukaryota; Metazoa; Chordata; Lepidosauria; Squamata; Sphaerodactylidae.
GCCUGCGCGGAGCGACUCCUCUGCUUCGCCUGUCCCAUCUUUUGCUCAGCCCUUCUUCUCUUCCCCCCCCACCCGGCGCGACUUCCCUCUGGGCCGAGGAGGCGGCGGACCUGAGAGCGGCUCCGACGGGGACCGGAGCGGCUGCGCAGCCGCGGACCUGGCCGAGGGAGGCCCGGCUGCCUUGGCCAUGGGCUCCUGAGGGCCUCUCGCUCCGCCCCGUCCCUCGAACGACGGAGCGGUCCGUGCCGGCCAGGGGGAGCGGGAGGAGCGGCGACCCGGCUGGCCCUGGCAGUGCCGCGUGGCGGUUUGAAGGACCCACAGCUCAUCAGUGGCUGCACGCACAGGCAUGAUGAUGGUAAUGACUGGAGGCAUGUCAGUGCCUGAGCUGGGCUCCACAGCCAGCACCCCUGCUGCAGCUUCCAAUUUGACUGAGAUGCCUGAGGAUGGCCGACACGCUGUGGUGGAACAGCCUAUAUUCCUAAUGACAACAGCUGCUCAAGCCAUCUCAGGUUUCUUUGUGUGGACAGCUUUGCUCAUCACCUGCCAUCAGAUCUACAUGCAUCUGCGCUGCUACAGUUGCCCCAAUGAGCAGCGCUACAUUGUUCGGAUCCUGUUCAUUGUGCCCAUUUAUGCUGUGGAUUCGUGGCUCAGUCUCCUGUUCUUCACCAAUGACCAGUACUAUGUUUACUUUGGCACUGUGAGGGAUUGCUAUGAAGCUUUUGUAAUCUACAACUUCCUUAGUCUCUGCUAUGAGUACCUUGGAGGGGAGAGUUCUAUCAUGUCAGAGAUUCGGGGGAAACCUAUUGAGUCCAGUUGUAUGUACGGAACUUGUUGUUUAUGGGGGAAAACGUACUCCAUUGGAUUCCUGAGAUUCUGCAAACAGGCUACUCUUCAGUUUUGUGUGGUGAAGCCCCUCAUGGCUAUUAGUACGGUUAUCCUUCAGGCUUUUGGGAAGUACCAGGAUGGUGAUUUUGAUGUCAGAAGUGGGUAUCUGUACGUGACAAUCAUUUACAAUAUUUCCGUCAGCCUGGCACUCUACGCCCUGUUCCUCUUCUAUUUCGCCACACGUGAACUACUCAGUCCCUAUAGUCCUGUCCUCAAAUUCUUCAUGGUCAAGUCUGUCAUUUUCCUGUCCUUCUGGCAAGGGAUGUUGCUGGCCAUUCUGGAGAAGUGUGGUGCAAUCCCUAAGAUCCAGUCUGCCAACGUCUCUGUCGGCGAGGGGACAGUGGCAGCUGGCUACCAGGAUUUCAUCAUCUGUGUGGAAAUGUUCUUUGCAGCCAUUGCUCUGCGGCACGCCUUCACGCACAAGGUUUACGCAGACAAGCGUCUUGAUGCGCAAGCUGUUCCGACAUAUGGGCCAUACGGUCGCUGUGCCCCCAUGAAGAGUAUCUCCAGCAGCCUUAAGGAGACCAUGAACCCUCACGAUAUUGUGCAGGAUGCCAUCCACAAUUUCUCCCCUGCCUACCAGCAGUACACCCAGCAGUCAACCCUGGAACACGGACCACCUUGGCGUAACGGCAGUCACGUCAUCUCUCGUUCCCAUAGCAACUCUGGUGCCCGUGACAAUGAAAAGACCCUGUUGCUGAGCUCAGAUGAUGAGUUCUAAAGAACUUGAUGAAGCAUGCUGCGACCUUUAUUUAUUGAACCAGAAACACAAGUCAUAUCCCUUUUUAAAUGGUGCUGAAGUCAAGUGUGGGCUCUUCCUGUCGCCAGUUGCAAGCGUGGACCAUUUUGGCUAAGGCAGGUGGUUUGGAGCAUUUUUUUCUCGGUCUUGUCUGUAAAGGUUUAACUGGAGUAUAUUUCACUCAAGGAAAACGUAAGGAGCCCUAGAACCACCAGAUGCAGGCAGAGGGAGCAGAACUUCAGGAGGGAUCAGAUUUUCUUUUAAAUGGUCUUUCUGUUUUUAUUCUUUUCAGGGCAAGGGUAGGAGCCAGGCAGUGUACAAACACAGAAUGCAUCUUUACUCACUUGCUUUAGCUAUGUGGAAUAAAAUUGACUGAAAACAGAAGCAGUCAAUUAUUUUUUUCACCUAUACUACUAAAAUGUACUUCUGUACUCUUGUCUGAGUCCACGCUGGAUGUUCAGUUUUUGACUCAGUAUUAACUUUGGCGAUCUUGAUGAGAAUCCCAUUAGGUAUAUUCUGGACUAGUUGCACUUGGAGCUGCCUUAUACUGAACAAGAGCAUUGGUCCAUUCAAGGACCAUGCUGUCUAUUCAGAUUGGCAGCAGUUUUCCAGGGCCUUAGGUAAAGGUCUACUUCUGAUCCUUCUCAUUUUGUAGCUGUGGAUGGAAGGGGUUGGACCUGAGACCUUUCAACAGGCCAAGCAGAUGUUCUGCCAGUGAGCCAUAACCCCUCCCCAGUGGCCUGCAUUGGGUUCCUCAGAAGGGACAAUAUUCAGCUGCACAAAAGAGGAACUAGAACUGGGUGAAGGAAGAGAAGACAUUUCUGGAUUGAAACAAUAAGCAGCUCUUAAACAUCUUAUUGUGGUGGCAGCUCGUUUUUGUGAUGAAAUCGUAUUCUCUUGAGGAGCUCACCGCAUUCUGCAAAAUAGUACUUGUCAACAGCAGACGAGAGAAGUUAAUGGCCACAGUCUAGGGAUAGUUCUGCUCAACAGAGUGUCGCAGACAACAGAUGUGUAUGGCCAUUUCGGUCAUGAUGUCAGGUGGAUAAAAAUGUGUAUCCUCAGCUGUAAACUUCAGUGUGGAUGAGGGAUCACACUGGAUGACUGGCCCUUAGUUGCAUUACUGAUCCGGGAAGAGAGAAUCUGCAGGAGUGGAUUUGCUUCUCUGCAUGGAUUUCUCUCAGCUGGAUCUGUCGUAAAGCUUUUAUACGUCGACAUUUAGAUUCUGUAAUUUAAUUUCAGUCCCUUCUGUAUUCUCUUUUGAGAGGGAAGAUUUCCAAAAGCAGCUUCAUAUUUAAUUUUAGUAUUACACCAGGCCCUCUGUUGGAGCGGGAUACUCUUCUGAUUUAAAUUCUAGAUCAUCUGCUUCAAAGGCCCUUGAUCUUUUUUGCUGUCAUCUCUAUUUUAUCCUUUUGUUAUAGUUUAGUUUUACAUAAGUGCCGCUGGCGUAGAGUGUGCUGAAUAUUCACCUAAGAUGGACAUCCCUUUUCUCUUCCCUCACUCACAUCCUAGGCGGGUGGCAGUUUGACCAAGAACAACAAACAUCUUUUUUCUGAUGUGUAUCUGUUAUUGUGCUGUUGCAUUCUCUGUGGCCCAUAUAGUGAAAACUGUUUACAGAAUUUCUUGUCUCCCGUUAGGCCUGAUCUACCCUUUACUGAACAUCUCUAUGUCAGACUUUUAAGUUCCCUUUUUACAAGCUGAAAUACCUGCCAGUGACGUGACACUUCAGUGCAUUAACAAUUUAAAGCUGGAAAUGGCAAUACAGCAAUGCAGCGUAUUGCGCUUCUGUGUUGUAGUUGUGGUUAAUUGUGCAUGUAUUAACACUGCCCGCAGAAAAGGGGAAUAGCAUCAGACCUCGUCCUUCCCCCACACGUCUCUCGAUUCCUCUUCCCUGUUCACUGCCAGUAAUGCUAGUUCUGUUUAAGUGGCUAGAAUGUCUCGUUCCCACAACUGCUUGUAAUCACUGAGCACCUGUUCUCUUUAGGUGUGUUUAACCCUUUCUUUGGAGAGUCCAGGAAUGAGGAUUUGCAGGGAAUGAUUCUUGCUCCUUUUCUCUGUGCCUUAAUUCCCCCCCCCCCCCCCGGUCUCUCUCUCUCUGUCUUACUCAUACACACAAGCAGUCGUGGCCAACGGCAGUAGCAGCACCCUUCAUCCAAGUUGCGCCUGGUUGGGUAAGAGUGUUACCGUGUGGGGUUGGGCAGGUUUGCCAAGACUUGUGACUGUGUUUCCUGGAGGGAUGGUUGUGCUGCUGCUGCUGCUGCUGUGGUUUACGCUUCACUCUGUAUGUUCCAGAAGAAACUGGAUAGGAGGCAGGAGUACAACAGCUCCAUUCAUAUCUCCUGCUCAAAACAGCCAGAGGGGUUAGAACUCAGAAAGGAAGUAGAGGUUUAAAAGUAACACGUUUUUGUACAUAUGAAAUCACACACACACCUUUUUUUGUUUUGUUUUUGCUUUUAGACCAGUGCAGUAGAUUCUUAUGGGUUGAUUUUGAAAAUCACAUUGCUGCUUAAAAAAAAAAAAUUGUCCGUGCAACCCACACACUGUCUUGCAAUAACUAACACCCAGUUGUUAAACUGUUAAGGGAUCAGGCUUGAACUUGAGGCCUUACAGCUGAAGGAACCCCACUUGCCCGAUAAUCCUCUCUUUUUCUUCAGCACUAGACAUGGCCCUGUUGAGCUGUGCCUUUUCUGCAGAAGGAAGGGGGGAGUGCCUGCCCACCUUCUUUGCCAGUGUAGGACACCCCAUUGGUGGGGUUAGGCCAGGUCCGCACCAGCUGAAGAAGAUUAAUUGUUUUUUUUUGUGCCAGCAGAAAGACUUCUGCCCAGCCCUUGGGGCGUACAACAGCCUCAUGAAGUGGGGAUGGAUUUCAAAGAGCCCUUUGUUGAAAUGACCUUUUUACUUCUGUGCUUGACCUUUUUCAGUUUGUGAUUCUGGAGGAGGUUGUGCUCUACCUACCGCACCUAUUAUGGGCCUGUGUCUCCCCACCAUAUCCAUGCGCUUUCCAGUUCUUUGUGCCCAUCGCCGACACACACCUUUUUUCAUUUAUUAGUGAUAAGUCUUCCCAGGGAACCCGCUUUUGUAAGGGGCUGGGUGGAAGAUGCAGCUGAAGUCGAUGCUGUUGUCGUGCGGUUAUUUCAGCACUGGGAGUAGUUCUAUAUAUAUCUAUAUAUUUUUAUAUAUAUUUUUUAAAAAAUGUAUACUAUUUAUAAAUAUAUACUGUGAAUAGGAUCAGAGUAUUCUUGAAGCUUCCCAUUAGUAGUGGUGCGAAGUCGGAAUACAUAUGUCAAAGCAAAUGCGAGGGCCAGUAGUACCUAGAAGCAUAAUGCACUCUUUGGCUGAGUGGCUUUAAAAAAAGAAGUAGAGCUAUAAAGGCACCAGUAGUCUUUUUGCUGAUUCCCGGUGAAGGAAAGGGAUAGGCUCAAGCAGCCUGGAUCCAUUAGACCACUAAGAUCCUGUAUUCUAGAAUGUUGUGGGUUUUCCGGGUUGUAUGGCCAUGUUCCAGUAGUGUUUUCUCCUGACAUUUCGCCUUCAUCUGUGGCUGGGUUGCCAGGUGAAACGUCAGGAGAAAAUACUACUGGAACACAGCCAUACAACCCUGGAAAACCCACAACACCUUAGUGAUUCCGGCUGUGAAAGCUUUCGACAAUUCAUCCUGUACUCCGUGAAGGGGUUCUCAAAGGCUAAUCAGCCGUAUCCGUGCAUCCGCAUCAAUCCUGACAGACUACUCCUUGCUUAGCCCUCUUCCGUUCUCCUUGCUUUUUUUAACCAUGUAAAAAAUAUAUAUAUAUAUAUAUAUCCCUUGGAAUUUGCUUUUUACUAUUUUUCCAUGUUGCUUUAGUUAUUUGUAUAUAAAUGAUUGAAAAGAAAUUAUCCUGUAUGAUAAGACAGAGUUACCUAGUUUUGUACCUAUCCUGUAAUAACUGAUGUGAACUGAGAGACGAGCGCCGUCUCCGUUUUGGUUUUUGUGAUGUUCUACCGCUCUGUGGAAACAAGCAAAUAUGACGAAUAAAAAUAAAGAGAUAAUAUAGAUUGUAA